UCCCAUUGUAAAGACAGAAGACGUGGUUUCUUGAACUCCGCGUCAUUCAGUCAUUUCCUUAUUUCAAUCAGACGAUCUUCACUGGGGGAGAAAAACCGGCUCGGGCCAGUUAAUGGCUUAGAUUUCUAACUCUGGGCUCGUUGAGGAUUUUAUUCUUUACAAUGACGCAUGACGGAACGACUGCUGGGGUUCGCGUGUAGCUAAUGUAUCAUCAUCAAAUGCAGUCAAAUUUGAAACCUGGCUGGCCCUCGACUAGUAAUUCGGGAAAUAAUCACGGAAACUGGAAAAACACAAUGGAUGCUUCUCAGUAUCCAAGCUACCCUUCACACUACUGGUAUCCACAGUCUCAUCCCACAGGGCACUAUGCAAAUACCUAUCCCUCGGGAUCAGAUGUUCAGCCGCAGUACAAUACACAGGUAAUGCCUGGAGGGUAUCCAAAUGGCCAUGGAGUCUACAGCCCUGCACAAAGUCAAUAUUCAGCAAGUGGUUUCCACCCAUCCAACCCCUUCUACUGUGCUGACCCUCAGAGACCUACUCCAGGUUCUUAUCCUAACCAAGGCUGUCCAGCAGAACAGAGUGGUGGGCCCUCUGGGCAGCCACACACUCAGCACCAGCAUCAUCACUAUCUUGGUCCACACUGUCAAGGGGGUCCUGGAUAUCCUCCUGGGCCAUACUCACACUAUAAUGAAGGUGGACAUUCAGUAUCUCCAAAUCCACCAUACCCUACUGGUCAGCCUCUCCAUCCUACCGCGCAGGGUGAUGCAUGGGGGCAUUCUGUCCCAUAUGCCCCCUCACAGCAGCAGUGGCAGCCAGGCCAACAGCCUCCACAAAACCAUUAUGGAAAUCAUGUCCGUCCACUGCAUCCUCCUGCUUGGCCAGGAACUGGAACUGGUGCGCCGCCACCUUAUCAGCCUAAGGACCAACAGCACCAGCGUGCUCCUCAGGUGGGGCCUAAACCCAGGCCAAUGCCUUCCCCGAAUCCACCGAAUGGAAAAUCUGCUGAGAUAAGUUCACCUCCUCAAAUGUACAGCAAAACCGACAGAGGUGAUCCCCAUCCUUCCCAGGCUGAUCCACUUCCCUCAGCCCCAGCCCACACUCAAGCACCAGCUGCAGGUCAGGUUGGACCUCAGGCCCUGAGUGAUAAUCCCGGCCUUGCUAAGGUCCAGCAGGUUAUGGCCAGAGUUGAUCUGCUUCAGGAAGAUGUUGAUGAGUUUGUUGGAAAAAAAACAGACAAGAGUUACAGAUGUCUGGAAGAACUGCUGACCAAAGAGCUGCUGGAGUUGGACUCUGUCGAGACUCAGGGACAGGAAAAUGUCCGGCAAGCCCGAAAGGAAGCUGUACAGAGAAUCCAGGCCAUUCUGGACCAGCUUGAGAAGAAAGCGUUCUGAACUAGACUUAAUUUAUUUGCUUGUUGAUGAAUAAGUCUUGUUUUCUUCCUUCAGAUCUUCCAUGGUCAAGUUGAUGGUCCAGUCUCAUUUUGCAGAGCUGUUAUAAUCAGGGUCCCCCUCCCCCAUAACGAUAAUAUUGGAAAUAAGUGACAUUAUAUAGUAAGUGACUUUCAGCCUCCAUGAGUGACUGUGCUGGCUACACAACCUGACGCUUUUGCUUCUCUUCUGUUUAAUGUCAUGCCUCUGCUAGCACCAUGCAAGGUGUCACUGGAUUUUUUUUUUUUUUUUGAAGUGUCACAUUGCAACUGUUCAUGGUCUCUAACUU
Messenger RNA from Melanotaenia boesemani (Boeseman's rainbowfish), 1713 nucleotides. It is a transcript of the gene bag4, whose product is annotated as BCL2 associated athanogene 4. The coding region runs from base 204 to 1388 and encodes 394 amino acids. The record is from RefSeq and is a predicted model, not a curated record. NCBI's taxonomy places the organism in Eukaryota, Metazoa, Chordata, Actinopteri, Atheriniformes, Melanotaeniidae. Gene Ontology annotation, molecular function: protein-folding chaperone binding; adenyl-nucleotide exchange factor activity. Gene Ontology annotation, biological process: protein stabilization. The transcript has 5 exons. Gene Ontology annotation, cellular component: membrane; nucleus; cytoplasm.